Rhinocladiella mackenziei CBS 650.93 is the source of this 648-nucleotide messenger RNA. RefSeq lists its product as uncharacterized. Gene Ontology annotation, biological process: maturation of SSU-rRNA from tricistronic rRNA transcript (SSU-rRNA, 5.8S rRNA, LSU-rRNA). Gene Ontology annotation, cellular component: nucleus. The coding region runs from base 1 to 648 and encodes 215 amino acids. The record is from RefSeq and is a predicted model, not a curated record. The transcript has a single exon. Lineage: Eukaryota; Fungi; Ascomycota; Eurotiomycetes; Chaetothyriales; Herpotrichiellaceae.
AUGGCACAAAUCAACCGCUUUGGUCCUCAAGCCGUCACUCCUCAGCCGACUCCUACUCAACUCUCCUCCCAAAUUGACCUGCUCGUCUCUCUUCAUUUGUGGUCCUGGCCUGCACUGACUCUGGCCAUUCAAAAUGCCUGGGGAGGUUCGCUGCAAGUUUCGAAUGAUAAGCGUGACUGGUUCGCGGGCGCCGUGUCGGAACUCCUCACCUCUAACCCACCCCAGCUCGCCGAUGUGGGUGACUUGGAAGAAGUGUUGCUACAAGUGAUGCUCGAUGAGUUCGAGGUGGUGGUCGAUGACGGAAGUGCCGAGGACACAGCACGAGGAAUAUGGAGUGGAAUCACCCAAUUGAACAGCGGCGAUGUCACAGGCCUGAACCAGAUGUACCUCAAAUGGCAGGAGAAGCAGAAGAAAGGAGGUAAAGAGGUCGUCGGUAUUGUGCGAGGCGAGGACAAGGAGGCAGAGGACACCGAUUGGGACGACGACGACAGUAAUGAAGAGCAAGAAUGGAAUGGAUUCCCAGACCACCCGGACAUCGAGAUGCACGAAGCCCCUCCGCUCUUCGAUUCGAGCAAGCCAAAACAGAAAAUCCAGUCCGAGGUAGACGAAGACGGAUUCACAAAAAUCGUCAACAAGAAGAAAAGAUGA